This is a messenger RNA of Coregonus clupeaformis (lake whitefish), 3925 nucleotides long. Its product is annotated as transmembrane protein 211. Bases 511 to 1194 code for a protein of 227 amino acids. The transcript is spliced from 3 exons. Gene Ontology annotation, cellular component: membrane. The record is from RefSeq and is a predicted model, not a curated record. NCBI's taxonomy places the organism in Eukaryota, Metazoa, Chordata, Actinopteri, Salmoniformes, Salmonidae.
UGUUGCCGACUGGUUACCACGCGUAACCAAAACCACUGUUUAUCCUGCUGAACAAAGCGCGGCGACUCAAAACCGUACCCAUAGACACCAACUGCAACACUAACCAUUUUUUACAUCUCGUGAGUAAGAUUCGAUUAAGAUAAUUUGAUAGUUCCAUAUUUCCAGGCGGCGACCAUCUACAGAAUGACAGUUGCGCAUCUCUGUUUCGGGUGUGACAAACAGCUUUUGUGUCCUGCGGUGACUCAUAUUUCUAGAUUCUCAAGUAUAGUCGCGGAUAGCCUAUUUAAAGGAAACAUUACUUCUUUUUGAGGUGGCAGCUUGUUUACCUAGAAGUGCUCAUGUUUGACUCUUUUAUGAAAUCCCGAGCAGAUGUUUGGGUCACUGGAAUAUCCCUUUAAAUCAUCAAUACGGAUAACACAUUGUUAACUAUUUCUGUUGCUGCAGGAGGCUGCUGAUGUAGUAUUUGUUGGGGAGAGCUUCAGUGAUCUCUUUUGGGUGUGUGAGCUCCAAAUGCAUUCAUUGCUGGAUCGGAAGAAGAAAGAAGCCGGGGUUGGUAUCGAUCUGUCUCCGAGCUACUCGUUGCCCCAAGCUGCGAGGAUGUUCAGCUGUGUGGGCUGCUUUUGGGUCUUUCUGUCCUACGCUCUGGUCGCUAUCUGUAGUUUCAGUUUUAUAUCACCUGCGUGGAUUGUCAAGGACCAUCUUAAAAAUAAGGACUCUGUGAGCUUCGGCUUACUUUGGCACUGCUCCGAGUCCCUGGACCAUAUGUACAGAUGCUACACCUUCGGAGGACUCGGGAAAUUCGCUGAGAUUCCAUCCAGCUCGUGGCAGACAAGUGCAGUGCUCUGUUCGGGAGGAUGUGCUCUCCUGGCGGUCAGCUCCCUGUUGGCCAUCAUCACCAUCUUCCUGCCCAGCGGAGGCUGUGAGAGGAGGAUCUGUACACUGGCUGGAUACAUGCAGAUGGCUGCGGUGUUCAUCAUGGGGUCUGGGCUGCUGGUCUAUCCCUUUGGGCUGAACUCCACCCUGGUGAGGUCCUUCUGCGGGGACUCAGACAUCUACUAUGCUGGGGACUGCCAGAUCGGCUGGGGAUACAUGCUGGCCAUCGUCGCCGUCAUGCUCACACUCUUCCUACCCUUCUUCGCCAAAUACGCACCCAAGGAGCAUCUGUCCCCAACCCCACUGCCCACUCUCUUAUAGGGCAACAACUGACACCGCCGUCCCCACCCUCAUCCAGUCAGUCUGCUACAAUACUUCCUACUUCCUUGUAUGAUGGAGAUGGGAGAAACCCUUGCAUUCAUUUCUUCUGUAGGAUGCAAUUUUAAAAAGCCCUGCAUCUGAUAUAUAACUAGGCUAUACCCAACUGUGAACAACAUUUAUGUACCGUCUUCCUUCAUACAAAAGCUAUUUCUUUGAUCUAAUAAUUGACCUUAUUGAAUGGAACUAUAUUCUGUUGUUUUUCUUUUUUUCCCCCAAAAAUGUCAGACGUUAACCCACUAUUGUUAUGACUAUUAAUUCACAUUUACUGUGAAUUUGUGACUUUGCAUUUCUGGUUAGACUUAUUUGAUAUUCAGUAUAUUUUCUGGGAAAAAAAAUACAUUUGAAAGAAACACAAGGAUGGAUAACAACACCCUCUGUUCAGAUGGACAGAAGUAUACAGCGCAUAAGCAUCACCCUCGGCCUGGUUUAAUAUUACAGUAACCAGACAGAGGGUGAUGGUCAGGACUAUAACCAUAAUAUGAAUCCAUGGUGACAUUAAGAGUGGGCAAUAAGUAUAACAUUCCAGAAUAAUCAGGGAGUUGUUUGCAAAAGAGAAGGUGUGAAAAGAAGGAGAAUCUUCCUGAGAAGGUCAAGUAUGGCAAGAGAUUAACAGACAAUAUGAGACAUUUCUACAGUUAUCAAAGGAUGUAGACACGCUUCUAUCUUCAAUGGGUCAAUGCGGAUUUGGCGAACAGUAAAGACAAUGAGAGACCCAUUUGACAGCGCGGAUCAGAAAGGAUAUGAACACGGACUCAAGUCUCAACACAGUGAGCGCAUUAAGGAUUCUGUCCAGUGGAGUUUGAGGAGAGUGGAUUGUAUAAAGGUUUGGAUCCAAAUGCAGUUUUUAUCCAGCAUUGAACAACACUGUGACUGUAUGGAUGUCAUUAGAUGGACGUGUAGCACAGUGAAAAAUUACCCUUGGGGACUCACCAUCUGACUUAGCCUUCAACAUGGUUUUAAAUGGACUGGGACCUUUCACAUUUCCAAAAUAUCUCAAGCAGUGAACCAUUGGACAGUAAAAAUUCUAGAGAAAGAGUUGAAUAAAUGUUUUUCAGUGAGGGAGAUGUACCAAACAAUUUAGAAGCAUCUGACCUGCCUUUAAGACAAAUGAAUAUAUAUUGAAGGUGUGCAUAGUAAUAAUACAAUACUUGUCUGAUUGUCAACUUUUGAAGACAUAUGAAAAGCAUUUGUUAUCAAUUUUAUGUUGGGAUGACAUGACAUCCUUCUACCAACCUUUUCCAGAGUUCCUAGUGUUAAUAAGUUCGCCUUGUUAACCCAAGUCAUUAUUGUUUAAGUUUUUACACCAUACAAUACCAGGGUUGGGGUUAAUUCUACAAAUUCUAAUUAAAUCCCUCUCCCUGUAAAUUCCAUUUAAUUAAAUUCCAAUUCCAGGUCGUUGAUUCCAGUUGUUGAAUUUAGAGAUAAUUCAAUUCCUUUCAAUUCCAAUGUUAUUAAAUUCCCAAUCCAAUAUUAUCCCCAACAAUUCCACAAAUUCUAAUUCAAUUCCCUCAGGCUUUCAGGCUGGUCAUGUCACAGUUCAGACCGCCUAGCUAUACUGGAAAUAUAGAAAUACACAUUGAAAUGAUUUACAACAAAUAAUGCAGUCAAUGUUUGAUACUAUGUGCAUUCAUUCCAUUAACUGGGAAAUGUACAAAUAUUGAAUUCCAAUUCAAUUCAAUUCCAAGAUUAAAUGUUUUUACAAUUCUAAUUCAAUUCCAAUUCAAACAGUCCAAACAGUCUAAUUCCAAUUCAAUAACUUGGAGAUAGUUGAAAUUAGAAUUUAAUUCAAUGUACAUUUUCCACUUCAUGAGUGAAUUCAAGAAUUGAAUUUGAAUUUCACAUUAAAUUGGAAUUGACCCCAACAGUGCACAAUCUUAGCUAUACACUAUCAUUCAGGACUACAUUAAAUCAGGCUAAAGGCAAUUAGAUAAGACAGCAUUGUCUAGAAAUUCUAGACUAGAGUGCAGAUGAAGUUGGGGUUAGUUAAUAGUAAAACAGCUGAUCUAGAUUAGAUUAUCUGCUCUGACCAUACCAACUUGUGCCUUUAUAACAGAACCAAGACAAGUUACUUCAAUACUAUUAUUAUCAGGUUACCAUCUACUUCAGCUUAAACUGUGGAUAUUGUAGUGUAAGAAAGUUGUCAUUGUGUUAUUUUCUCUGUGUGCUGUACUUUUCCUGUAUAUGUUUCAAGAUGUGCUUCUGAACAUUGUUGAAAAUGUUCUAUAGAAGAAAAAAGCUGAUGUCUUCUAAAAGCUUGAAGGUAAUGACAGAUAAAAAAAGCUGUACUUGUGUUGACACUUUACCAAUUUAUUAAUUAGAGGUAAAUCACUUUAAUCACUCAAUUAAAAGGUUGCGACAUAUACCAUGUAAUUUAGAAUUAGUGGUAGAGCUUGAGAGCUGUACAAAUUAAACUUAGCUCACAGUUAUCAGUGUUGAAUUGACACAUUAUCCACGUAAUUUGUGAAGCAUGGCUUAAAAUAAUUACAUUCUGAGAUAAGUUAAUGGGUUAGUGUUUUUUGCCAUCCCGUUCCUCCUAAUAUAAUGAUUUUAUUCUUGUCAUGUUCCAAGGACAAAUUGUAUAAUUUUCUCCACUACACAGCCAAUUUAACAAAUAUUUUACAUACACUACCAUUCAAAAGUUUGGGGUCACUUAGAAAUGUCCUUGUUUUCG